UUGGCUCCUCUAAGGGGCACGGGUGGGAAGAACAUUCUAGAAGCGUCCUCUGGAGAAGUAAUAUAUACGGAACCGCAGUGCAGUGUCUUCACUCACGUUGCGAAUCGUCGAACGAAGAACUUCUUCGCUGUCCUGUAAAACGAAUUUUUAUAAGCGAAUAAAGAAAGAAAAGCAAAAUGGCCAAAGCACCCGCAGUUGGUAUUGAUCUUGGUACCACCUAUUCCUGUGUUGGCGUCUUUCAGCAUGGGAAAGUCGAAAUCAUCGCCAACGAUCAAGGAAACCGUACAACACCCAGCUACGUCGCCUUCACAGACACCGAGCGAUUAAUUGGAGAUGCCGCCAAAAACCAAGUUGCUAUGAACCCCAACAACACUAUCUUCGAUGCCAAACGUCUUAUUGGACGUAGGUUUGAAGAUAGCACAGUUCAAGCUGACAUGAAACACUGGCCCUUCACAGUUGUGAAUGAUGAUGGCAAACCCAAGAUUAAGGUACAGUACAAAGGAGAGAUGAAGACUUUCUUCCCUGAAGAAGUGAGUUCAAUGGUCUUGGUAAAGAUGAAAGAUACUGCUGAGGCAUACCUUGGGAAGACCGUCAGCAAUGCCGUGAUCACUGUACCUGCUUACUUCAACGACUCGCAGCGUCAGGCAACCAAGGACGCUGGUACCAUCUCUGGCUUGAACGUUUUACGUAUCAUCAACGAGCCUACCGCUGCCGCCAUUGCAUACGGGUUAGAUAAAAAAACCACUGGCGAGCGCAACGUCCUAAUUUUCGACCUCGGUGGUGGCACCUUUGAUGUAUCUAUAUUGACCAUUGAAGAUGGCAUCUUUGAAGUCAAGUCCACUGCGGGAGACACUCACCUUGGUGGUGAAGAUUUUGAUAACCGUAUGGUCAAUCACUUCGUUCAGGAGUUCAAGCGUAAAUACAAGAAAGACCUGACUACUAAUAAGCGUGCCCUCCGUCGUCUUAGAACUUCUUGCGAGCGUGCUAAACGUACUCUGUCGUCAUCUACUCAAGCAAGUAUCGAAAUUGAUUCCCUCUAUGAAGGAAUUGAUUUCUACACUUCAAUCACGAGAGCUCGUUUUGAAGAGCUUUGCGCUGACCUCUUCAGAGGAACACUUGAACCGGUAGAGAAAUCACUGCGAGACGCCAAGAUGGACAAGGCUCAAAUCCAUGACAUUGUUUUGGUUGGAGGAUCCACCCGUAUUCCUAAGAUUCAGAAGCUGUUGCAAGAUUUCUUCAAUGGCAAGGAAUUGAACAAAUCCAUCAACCCUGAUGAGGCUGUGGCUUAUGGAGCUGCAGUACAAGCUGCUAUCCUACAUGGCGAUAAGUCUGAAGAAGUACAAGAUUUACUGCUUCUUGACGUUACUCCCCUGUCUCUUGGUAUUGAAACUGCUGGUGGUGUCAUGACUGCUCUGAUUAAGAGAAACACAACCAUCCCAACGAAACAGACUCAAACUUUCACUACAUAUGCCGAUAAUCAACCUGGUGUACUCAUCCAAGUCUACGAAGGAGAACGAGCGAUGACAAAAGAUAACAAUCUGUUAGGAAAAUUCGAACUCAGCGGAAUUCCACCAGCGCCGCGAGGAGUUCCUCAAAUCGAAGUCACCUUCGACAUUGAUGCUAACGGUAUUCUGAACGUCUCUGCAGUAGAUAAGUCUACUGGCAAAGAAAACAAAAUCACCAUCACCAACGAUAAAGGCCGUCUUAGCAAGGAGGACAUUGAAAGGAUGGUCAACGAAGCAGAGAAAUAUCGUAAUGAAGAUGACAAACAAAAAGAACGUAUUGCUGUUAAAAACAGUCUUGAGUCUUACUGCUUCAACAUGAAGAGUACAGUGGAAGAUGAGAACUUGAAGGAUAAGAUCAGCGCAAGUGACAAGCAGUUAGUAUUAGAUAAAUGCAACGAGAUCAUCAAGUGGCUUGAUGCCAAUCAACUGGCUGACAAAGAAGAGUAUGAACACAAGCAGAAGGAAUUAGAAGCUAUCUACAAUCCUAUUGUCACAAAAUUGUACCAGGGUAGUGGUGGUGUACCAGGUGGAAUGCCUGGUGGUAUGGGAGGAUUCCCAGGAGCAGGAGGAGCUGCCCCAGGUGCUGGUGGAGCUCCUACUGGCGGAGCAGGUAGUGGACCUACCAUUGAAGAAGUCGAUUAAUUUUCUCACUUACCACUGCCCUCUACAUGGUUCCGCGAAGGGGAAAAAAAGAUCCAACGAAUUUGAAGAACAUAGAAUCAUUACAGCUGUGGUAUUUUCGUUCCUCAGUAUAAUUUAGCUAUGUUUGUUUUCAUGUAUACAUUUGAGAACAUUAUAUUUAUUUAUUUUAUUUCUGUGAAACUGUAAAAAUUAUUAGAUCUUUUUUACUAUCGAAUAUGUAAGGAAAAGAAAUAUAAUUUAAUUGUACUUAUUUAAUAAUCAGCAUGAAAAGAAAGGUCUGUUAAUUUUCUAUGUUCGAAGAACUUCGUCAAAAAAAUAAAUCAUAUGAAAUUUA
Nomia melanderi (Alkali bee) is the source of this 2481-nucleotide messenger RNA. RefSeq names its product heat shock protein cognate 4 (gene Hsc70-4). Gene Ontology annotation, molecular function: ATP binding; ATP-dependent protein folding chaperone. NCBI's taxonomy places the organism in Eukaryota, Metazoa, Arthropoda, Insecta, Hymenoptera, Halictidae. The record is from RefSeq and is a predicted model, not a curated record.